Emiliania huxleyi CCMP1516 is the source of this 411-nucleotide messenger RNA. RefSeq lists its product as hypothetical. The transcript has a single exon. The record is from RefSeq and is a predicted model, not a curated record. The annotation marks the transcript as partial. Lineage: Eukaryota; Haptophyta; Isochrysidales; Noelaerhabdaceae.
AUGGCCGACGGUGCUCCGACUUCACUCGACGAGCCGCUCAUCCGCCUCGGCAGGCGUCGCCUUCAGCCCACCGAAACGGUGGCAAGAACGGAGGCCACGCAGCAGCGAGACGCGCUCCUCCCAUUCGUGGUCAUCUCGUCCACCUAUCUCCUCUUCACCAUCACCGACGGCGCGCUGCGCAUGAUCGUCCUCCUGCACGCCUACCGCAAGUCCUUCACGGCGAUGGAGGUCACCUUAAUGUUUGUGCUCUAUGAGCUUGCAGGCGUCGGAACCAACCUCGCCGCUGGAAUCGCCGGCGCUCGAUGGGGCAUCCGCGCCACGCUGGUCACCGGGCUCCUGCUCCAGAUCGUGACCUUCGGCCUCCUCUUUGGUUGGGAGGACGGGUGGAGCAAGAGCCAGGCCAUCCUCUAU